Fomitiporia mediterranea MF3/22 is the source of this 1653-nucleotide messenger RNA. RefSeq lists its product as uncharacterized. The coding region runs from base 334 to 1398 and encodes 354 amino acids. Lineage: Eukaryota; Fungi; Basidiomycota; Agaricomycetes; Hymenochaetales; Hymenochaetaceae. The transcript is spliced from 7 exons. The record is from RefSeq and is a predicted model, not a curated record.
UGAUUACCCGACAGGUUUCGCUCCUUUUCUGUCAUUCACAACUUGCGAUGGGAGGAAGGGAGGAAUUGAAGGGUAGCAUCGACUGCUAUCCUUGUUAUCCGCUCUUUGAUACUCGUUGCUCUUGCAUACUGUUCGCGCGUCGUUAUUCAUACCUGAAAGUCACAUACGGCAACAGCUUCCGUUCAAUGCUAGAAUCGACGAAUUACCACUGGCUUCUUGAACUUGGCGACUUACUCCCAUGUAUCUGAGAAGUCCGAUAUUUAAGGGCACUCGUUUAGACCGGACGCAGUGCAAACACACCUGCAACUCCCUUCCGCUCCUCAUUCCGUGAACAUGCUGUCAUUACGGGAGGCAAAUAUUAUUUCGACAACGAUGGAGGCCAUGCUCUAUGGUUUCUCGCUACUCAUGUUCAUGCUCACGAUGUGGAUAUUGUUGCGGAACCGUCGGAGGCGGCGUUUGAACUACGGAAUGAUAGUUGCAGCGUGUUCAUUACAAUUAUUAGCGACAGCGGAACUCAUUGCGAACAUCGUUCAUCUCUGCCAAGGGUUUCUCAAUAUCGGCCCUGAACUACCCGGCGGACCAGAAGCGUUCUUUGGCGACAUUACCCAACCCGUUUGGAUCUUUAAAAGCUGUCUUUACAAUGUUCAGACGCUCAUUCUCGACGGUGUUGUCAUUUAUCGUACUUACGUUGUCUGGAAGAAGCUAUACAUAAUAGUUAUCCCGGUACUGGGCUGGCUCACGUUACUUGCCUCGAGUAUUCGCCUUAAUAUCGCCUUUACCAACGCCGCCGAGCAUAAGGACGAUGUAUUUGCAAAAGAGACUGGUGAUUGGGUCCUCAUAGUCUAUUCCUUGACGCUGGUUACGAAUGUAACUGCGACUAGCCUUCUCGCAUAUCGCAUUUGGCGGGUGAAUCGGGAGGUCUCGAGGUACAGAGCUUCUGGCCGACUUGCCUCUGUCCUUCGAGUCAUCAUUGAGUCUGGGGCAAUAUACUCUAUGACCAUCAUUGCAGCACUGGUAACGUUUGUCGUCAAUUCGCCAGGUGUCUACGUUCUCCUUGAUAUGAUCUCGCCGAUUAUCUGCAUUGUCUUCAAUAUGAUCAUCAUCAGAGUUGGGUUUGCCACUGACAGACGCCUACCUGUUGUCAACACCACGGUACAAGGUACAACGAUAGACCCCUCCAGCCAAAACGGUAAUGUUCGAGUCCGACCGAGCUCAAGUUAUCCUGCAAAUUCUCGCUUUGAAAUGAAAUCCUUGGCUGUCGAAAUUACUCAGUACAUCGAGACGGAUGCUGAUACAUCUUCCGUUGCUGACAUCGAGCGAAAGUCUAACAGCAGGCUGAUCGACGAUACUGUUGGCUCAUCACCCGUCACACCAACAGAUUCUCCAGGCCGAUCCUGACUUUACACGGCACCCCUUUUCGUUCCUUACGUAUAUACCCGUGGCCAGGCUCAUUCACACCGUCUCUUUCCUGGCCCGCUUACGAUCUAAUAAACCCGGACGUUCUUUAACCAUCAUGCGCAUCCAUUCUCGGUCCUCCUCACUACGACUGACCUUGUAGUGCGUCGUCAUGUCAAUCUGAUUCGCUUUCAUCUCUCAGCAGCAUUUCCGGCUGCUUUCCACAUUGCGGACCAUUAACAUCAGGCCACUUCUAAC